Molecule: messenger RNA, 4528 nt
Organism: Trichechus manatus latirostris (Florida manatee)
Lineage: Eukaryota; Metazoa; Chordata; Mammalia; Sirenia; Trichechidae
Gene: PDCD7
Product: programmed cell death 7
Exons: 5
Coding region: 19-894 (291 amino acids)
Source: RefSeq, a predicted model, not a curated record
CGGGACCUGGGCCGGGCCAUGCGCGAGACCGAGGCCGACGGCGCGACCUGGGCCCUGCUCCACGUCCAGGCCGCGCCACUGCGCGCCGAACUGGCCGAGAGGCUACAGCCGCUGACCCAGGCGGCCUAUGUGGGCGAGGUGCGGCGGAGACUCGAAAGGGUCCGGCGCCGCCGCCUGCGGCUGCGGGAGCGGGCCCGGGAACGCGAGGCCGAGCGGGAGGUGGAUGCCGCGCGGGCGGUGGAGCGCGAGCAGGAGAUUGACCGCUGGAGGGUCAAGUGCGUGCAGGAGGUGGAGGAGAAGAAGCGGGAGCAGGAACUGAAAGCUGCCGCUGAUGGUGUCCUAUCUGAAGUGAGGAAAAAACAAGCAGACACCAAAAGAAUGGUGGACCUUCUUCGGGCCUUGGAGAAAUUGAGGAAGCUGAGGAAAGAGGCUGCAGCGAGGAAAGGGGUCUGUCCUCCUGCCUCAGCAGAUGAGACUUUCGAGCAUCAUCUGCAGCGACUGAGAAAACUCAUUAAAAAGCGCUCUGAACUGUAUGAAGCUGAAGAGAGAGCCCUCAGAGUGAUGCUGGAAGGAGAGCAGGAGGAAGAGAGGAGAAGAGAACUGGAAAAGAAACAAAGAAGAGAAAAGGAGAAAAUUUUACUUCAGAAGCGUGAAAUCGAGUCCAAGUUAUUUGGGGACCCAGAUGAGUUCCCACUUGCUCACCUCUUGGAGCCUUUCCGACAGUAUUACCUCCAAGCUGAACACUCCCUGCCAGCGCUCAUCCAGAUAAGGCAUGACUGGGAUCAGUACCUGGUGCCAUCCGAUCAUCCCAAAGGCAACUCCGUUCCCCAAGGAUGGGUCCUUCCUCCGCUCCCCAGCAACGACAUCUGGGCAACCGCCAUUAAGCUGCAUUAGUAAAGAUGCUCCAGGAGUGUGGUCCAGCCAAGGCUGUUUCGAGCUCUGAAUGUUAGAGAUGCUGCCGUCGUCUUGUGCUGUAGACUAAAGCAGAACCUCUGAACUCUGUGUGGCUUCGCCCUACCCUGAAGUUGUCUUUCCCUUCUGUGCUCUAUCCUGGCCAGAGGUGCCUCUUGAAUCAGGAGAUUAAUACGGUUCUUCAGCAAAGGACCUAGGUGAACUGGGGUUAACUGGUAGCACAGGCAGUGGCCUUGGUUCACCAGAUUUGCCUCUGUUUUGAGGGGCUUGGUCUAGAGUGACUUGGUGAUUUACUCUGAACUUCUUUGUGUGGUGAUAGUUAAGUACUCACAUACACUCAAUCCGGGUGUGUGCUGGGUGGAUUUAGCUGUCCUCCCACAAUAGUGUUACAGGCAAGGUUGUUGCAAAAUCUCCUUACCUUCUACCCAAAGAGCCCUCGUAACUUCCAGGAAGAAAGGUCAGAAAUGCUCAUUAUCUUCAGUUUUGUCGUUCCCGCUUUUGGUGGAGCUUAGGAGGCUGCUGGGAAGGAAGAUGGUAUUUGCUGCAGGCUGGGCUGCCAGAAAAGACUGUAGCCUAGCUUCGUAGUCAUGUUGAGAACUUAGAAAACCUGAAGAGUCCCUCUGCCCACAUUUGAUCGUGUUUAAAUGGAUGAUGGCUGCAUUUCCCCCGUGUUAGAAGGAUUCUAAUGAAAGCAGCUGUUUUUUAAGUUCCUGGGGGGUCUAGCUCAGAAUCCCUAAGGAUAGAAAUUUUUUCCCUGUAGGAGCGGGACUUUAACCUCAGUUGUACUGGAGGAGCCGCUGUAGCUGUGGAAUUUUGUUAGGGACUCAGGCUUCCCAAAAGCACUCACGUAGUCAAAAACCCAUUGCCACUGAGUGGGUUCUGACUCAUAGAAACCCUGUAGGACAGAGCAGAACUGACCCUAACGGUUUCCAAGGAGGGGCUGGUGGAUUUGAACUGCUGACCUUUUGGUUAGCAGCCAGAUACUUAACCACUGCGCCACCAGGUCUCCCAUGUAGUCAAAGCUGGGGAGAAAUCGGAUAGAAAAUAAUAAAAUUUAUUUUUUUAUAUUCGUGAAUAUAUUCUGUGCCUGGAAAUGAUCAGUCAUAUAAAAUGUCCAUUUUUUGUUUUGUUUCAUUCGUAUUUUGUUUUUUAUCAUUUAUUGUAUUAUUUAUAUUUCCAAAAAGCUAAAUAAAUACCAUUUUUAUUUUUUAGUUUGAGCCUUUCCUCCUGAUUUGUUAUGUUGCCUUCAGAAUCACUAAACACAGAAUUUGUAUUGAUGAAACACAUUUUCACUUCAAAAUUCAAAUUUAUCAAAUAGGCAUUUUCUACAGGAAGAUGAAUCUUGAGAGCCAAAUUAGUCCGCAAAAUCCAACUUUGGAUAAUCAGGAAGGGCACUGACCCCUUUGCCCCUCUUCUGUUAUUUAAUUUGCAUUGUUUAAUUUAUACAUUAUGCAUUACAGAGUUAACACACAGUGUGUGAGAGCCAGUACUCCCCCUCCAAAGUGUAUGUCUAAGCUCAUAAACCUUAAAAUCCCAUGUGAUUAGCCUCACAUAACUCCACAGCUCUGUGUGCCUUUUUAUUAUAAAUCUCUCACCAUUUGCUCUGAUGAAAUGCAGGAAAAGUAGAAAUCAGAGUUGAAUGAUACGAUGUUUGUUUGGUGUCCAGGUUGCCUUGCCACUAAGAUACCUGUGUUGAUAGGGGCUCGUCAGGUAGUAAAGCAGGGACUCGGGGAAGGCUCAGCCAGCAGAACUCAAGGAAAGGAAGGCAUUUAACCCCAGGUUGAAAUAAACAGACCCUCUUUCCUCUCAUUUGGCCUCUGCAAGGUUUUAAUCAAGUGAGUGUUGUUUUUGUUUUGUAUUUGGAAAGACGUUUUCCCCCGUUUAUUGCUUGUAUGCAGCAGUAGCUGCAGGUUCUCUACAAUUUUAGAAAGAAAGAGUGUACUUCUAAGAAUAUGAACAAUGCCAUUGGAAUCUUGGCCCACAGUCUUGUCUUUUUCUUUUUUUUAAUCAUAUGGAAAAUUUCAAAUGUAUUCAAAAGUACAGAGAAUAGUAUAAUGAUUACCCACGUCCCCGUCACCCGGCUUCAAAUAAUUGUCAACUCAUGGCCAAUCUUGUGUCUUCUGCACCCUCACAACUCAUCCUGGAUUAUUCUGAAGCAAACCCCAGACAUCAUAUUACUUCAUUCAUAAAUAUUUUAUUAUUGACAACUUUAAAACUUUAAUCACCAUACCAUUAUGACAUCUAAAGAAAUUAGUCAUAUCAUCAAACUCCAUCAAUGUUCGAAUUUCCCUAUCUGAUAAAUGUGUUUUACCGUUGGUUCAAAUUAGGAUCUAAAUAUGAUCCAUACAUUGCUGUUGUUGACCUAGAUCCAUGAACUCACUAGGGCUUACAAAAUGGUGAUAGUUUUAAUUCUGUCUUCAUUCUUCAUUUAUUAGCUGGACUAUCUCUAAAAAUAGAAACUUCUCAUCAAAGAAUUGGUUACUGUGGGGUACAGUUUGUAUAGGAAAGACGAGAUAAAUACUUAAUUCUCUUUAUUUACCACUUACCGAAAUAAUGAGCUGAUUCUCUAGCAUCUUCCAAAGGUGGCCAGUAAGUUUUUAAGUAUCAUUAUGAACUCCAAUCUAAACAUAUUUAUGUUUCAAUCCAUUGUUGUUAUCUUUAUUAUUUCAUCUUUGGCCAGUGGGAGCCUCUUUACCUUGGCUCCUGAGUCCUUUUGAUACUAUCCCAGUAUUCUGUUCCCAAGCUUAUUUUGUACAUUUUCUGUCCCAGAUCUGGGACCAGUCAUUUCUCCAAUGAGCCCUGGUUCUUCUACCCUGGAAAAGAUAUUUAAAGACCACAGUCUGUGAUAGGGAUGUUCGUUGGUACUGGGUUAGUCAUUGUUUCUUGUUCUUCUGGGAACUACAGUUCUGUUGAGCCUUCAGCCCUUUUGUAAAUAAUAUCCUUUCUAUACUUAAAUUCUUUAUAUAUUGAAUAUGAAUUAAUGAAAAUAGAAGAAUAAAAGUCAAAGAACAACCAGAAAGUUAACCAGUUAUCUGCUGAUUCAUCAUUCCCUACAUGCAAGAAUAUUGUUUUAUAUUAUUUCCCAGUAGAGAAGACUUGGUUUGUGAGAAGCUCUAACAAAAGCAUUUAUUUUUAAGAAAUUAGGUAAAUACAGGGAAGAUUAGGAAGCUGUGCAAUAAAGAUGUUAAAUACUAAGGGUGUUCAACCUGAGUGGCUGAGCUUAUGACGUCAGAGGAUUUGCUGCUGUAAGCCGGCUAGCUUAGUCACUCUGAUCUAAAGCCAUUCAUGUUCCUAUGUCCAUGUGACUUUUGUGCAAGGAUAUAUCAAGAAGCUUAGCUAGAAUUACACCAUCUGUUGUAGCCUUUUACUUCUACAUGUUUUGUCCGCAGAGAAGCUAUCCUGGGAAUUACAAGGUGAGUACAAAGCAUGUCUUGUUCCAUUAAAUAAAUAUAAUGUUGUAAUAUAUAAGAGACACAUGAAUGCUAUGAAGUAUUAGUAAUGAUACAUUUUAAAGAAUAGAGAUGAUGUGAUAUUUCUAACUAAAUCAUUAUUAGUAUUUUUAAUGCUUAGAACCAAUGAACUAUUCCUGGAUGAUAAGCUGUUUACUUUUGCGUGC